Cucurbita pepo subsp. pepo (vegetable marrow) is the source of this 771-nucleotide messenger RNA. The record is from RefSeq and is a predicted model, not a curated record. Lineage: Eukaryota; Viridiplantae; Streptophyta; Magnoliopsida; Cucurbitales; Cucurbitaceae.
AUGAAAUCCAUGAAAUCAAGAACUUCCAAAUCCAAACCCACUGCUCCGCCGGCCGACCUUCUCGUUUGCUUUCCGGCACGUUCCCCUCUCACCCUUUUACCAAAACCCAUCUGCAGUCCGGCCAGACCGCCGUCGGAAUCCCACCGUCGCCACCAGAAAAGGCCAACGCCGGUUGGAGCCGCCCAAGCUAGCCCUCUGCUUUGGGCCAAGGAGUUGGCGUCGGAGCCGACAUCGCCGAAGGUCACAUGUGCCGGCAAGAUCAAAAUCCGACCCACCACCAAGAAUUGGCGAUCAGUUAUGGAAGAAAUCGAGCGAAUUCACAAGAAGAAGAAGAAGAAAUUACCCAAUCAAAAUCAAAACCCACUUCGAUUCAAAAGAGAAAUCGUUAAUAUUCUGUCGUGUUUUCGCGGCUUCCGCUUCGAUUUCCGUUGCUUCAGAGGCUUCCAUCAGUCCGUAAUCACAUCGGAAGAAGAACAAGAAGACGGCGACGGCGACGGCGAGUGCGAAUCGGAAGAAGAACCCAACAAAGGUUCGAGAAGAACAAUGUUCGCGGAAUGGUUCAUGAUUGUACAGGAAAAAGAAGAAACCAAACCCAGAAACAAUAUCAGUUGCUCUGUUCCGCCGCCAAAUGCUCUGUUACUGAUGCGUUGCAGAUCAGUCGGGUGGAUCGAGCGGAAACCAAAAGAAGAACAAGAAGAUGAUGAAAAAGAAGAAAAACAAUCCAAAAUCAGUCACAAUCCAUUGCUGAGAACUCGGAGUUGGAAGAGAUGA